AGACCUAAGAUGGUCAGGCCCAGAGGAGGAGCCCAGGUUGGAAUGUGGCCUUGGCAAGAAGGACAAGAUAGGGUCUAGAAGGGCAUUUCAGGGGAGAGAACAGCACCAGAAGCCUGGGGCCUGAUGCACAAGGCUCAGGGGCUUUCCUGGCCCAGGAGGAAUUAGUGGUGGAGGUGGAGGGAAAGGUAGCAGGAGCCACACUGUUGAUGGCCCUACAAGCCUGGCUGAGGACUUUACCCUUUCCGGGCAACACUUCCUGUGUUAGAAGUGAGGACCACAGAAACCGAUGUAUGCACCGGGCUCUAGAACAAGGCCCAUGUGGAGUCGUGUGCAGUUUCUGGCACGGUCUCUGUUUAGAGUGCUUUUAUCUUGCUCUUUAUUUUAUUUUCUUUGUGACUGGGCAUAAAGUGAUUAUACUCAACAGAAAAUUGGCUGGCUGCAUGCUGUGUAAAAGGCACUUUCAGGUGGUAAGGCUCCCCUCAAGGAGCUUGCAUUCUGGUAGGGGGAAAUUGAGAGUAAACCAGAAAGGUAUCUGUUAUACAAAUAAAAACAGGGUGAUAUGACAUAAUGGACUGCUGGUCAGUUUGGGCAGUAAUGGAGAGGUUGGCCUUUAAACUAAGCCUCAGAGCGAAGGUGAUUGCAGAAAAAGCAGCUGGUAUGAGGGCUUGCCCUCUCUCUGGGAAUGUGUCUGAUGUGUUUAAGGGGCUGGGACUGGGGCUGGCACACUCCCUCUGUCCUAGGCACUGAGGGCUUACAGAGGGCUGGCCAUUGACUCCUUAGGAGAACCCUUUGGAGGAGAAAUUAAAGUGAACACUGGUCAGAAUGCAUGAGGGAAGAACAUGACUGAGGUAGCCUUCUGCUGGUCUGGCUUUGGCCUAAGUAGGCUGGCUAUUCAAGUUACAGAAUGUCCGAAGGGGACAGUGUUGGAGAUUCCGUCCAUGGAAAACCCUCAGUGGUAUACAGAUUUUUCACAAGGCUUGGACAGAUUUAUCAGUCCUGGCUAGACAAGUCUACACCAUACACAGCCGUGCGAUGGGUGGUGACCCUGGGCCUGAGCUUUGUCUACAUGAUCAGAGUUUACCUGUUGCAGGGUUGGUACAUUGUGACCUACGCCUUGGGAAUCUACCAUCUAAAUCUUUUCAUAGCUUUUCUUUCUCCCAAAGUGGAUCCUUCCCUAAUGGAAGACUCAGAUGAUGGUCCAUCAUUACCAACCAAACAGAACGAGGAAUUUCGCCCCUUUAUUCGAAGGCUUCCAGAGUUUAAAUUUUGGCAUGCGGCUACCAAGGGCAUCCUGGUGGCUAUGAUCUGCACCUUCUUUGAUGCGUUCAAUGUCCCGGUGUUCUGGCCAAUUCUUGUGAUGUACUUCAUCAUGCUCUUCUGUAUCACAAUGAAGAGGCAGAUAAAGCACAUGAUUAAGUACCGGUACAUACCGUUCACACACGGGAAGAGGAAGUACAGAGGGAAGGAGGACGUGGGCAAGGCCUUUGCUAGUUAGAGCUGGACUGAACCUGUCACACAUUGGAAGAACGGUUUUGAGCCAUUGUAACAAUGCCUUUUUUCUUCACAUAAAGUAGUUGAUUACGAGGGCGUCGGAUUUUCUUUUUAAAAAGGAGCUUCAAUUAUUUGUAACUGAAAUAUCAGGUUCUUGAAGAAACUGGCAUUUAAACCAAAUCGCAUUGAUUCCUUUUUGGUGAUGCUAUUUCUAUCGAUGGAAUUCUAGUAGACCAGCCGCAGGCGUGGGAGGCCAGGCGGGUGGCAGCUUGCUGGAGCACAGGGGGCAGGUGGCCGUCCCCACUGUGGUGCCAGGUGGGUGGACAGGAGGCCCACCAAGGAGGAGCACUACAGCCACUCCACUGGACCAGAGGGAUGAUGCCAGCCUGAUUCCUGCGUGUUUGGAAGGACUUAGCAUUUUAGAGGUGGUUUCUAAGUAACUCUUAAGUUCUAAUGUCAGUUUCCUAAUUUCAUCUCACUGGAGAUGUUCAGAGUUGGCCUCUAUCUUAAUGACUCAAAACUUUGUUCUUAACUACCGUGAUUGCUUUUGAGGGCCUGGAAUUAUAAAUAUAUAUUUUAAUU
This is a messenger RNA of Otolemur garnettii (small-eared galago), 2073 nucleotides long. RefSeq names its product retention in endoplasmic reticulum sorting receptor 1 (gene RER1). Gene Ontology annotation, biological process: retrograde vesicle-mediated transport, Golgi to endoplasmic reticulum; protein retention in ER lumen. NCBI's taxonomy places the organism in Eukaryota, Metazoa, Chordata, Mammalia, Primates, Galagidae. The transcript is spliced from 8 exons. The coding region runs from base 905 to 1495 and encodes 196 amino acids. The record is from RefSeq and is a predicted model, not a curated record. Gene Ontology annotation, cellular component: Golgi membrane.